AUGAACUCGAUCGACCCGGGCUCUGUCCCGGCGCUGCGCGCGGUGCAAGCCGAGCGCGCCCACAACAACGGCACUGCCACCAGCACCGCCCGCUCCUCGCACGACGGCACCUCGGUCACCGUCGGAGCCUCUUCCCAGAACGUCUCGAGCAACGGCCUCUCCAACCGCAAGACGGCCGCCAAAACAUCGCCAUCACAAGAUGCCACCUCUUCCACCGCAGACAAGCAGCAAGAAAAGCGCAGAAAGCGCAAAGAGCCCGUCGCAUAUCCGCUCUUUCCGGGCGACAAGCCGUGGUCGCAGCGCUCGUGGGCGUACGAGCUUCGCCCCUUCCGAGGCAUGUGGUACGAUCUGCGACGCCGCAAGCCAUUCCUCGCGAGCGACUGGACGGAAGGCCUCGAGCCCAAGAAUUGGUGGACGCUCGUCAACAGCGUCGUGCGCAUGUACUUCAUCAACCUCAUGCCUGCGCUCGCCUACAUCCUCGACAUGAACUAUCGCACCGGCGGCUCGUACGGCGUCAACGAAGUCAUCCUCGCCUCGGCAUUGGCCGCCAUCGUCUUCCCCAUCUUCUCGGUGCAGCCGCUGACUUUCGUCGGUGUGACGGGUCUGAUCAACCUGGUCAACUACACGCAGUACAACAUCUUUGUCGGAUACUACGGCUUUGACAACCGCAACUACCUGCGCAUCCAGGCGUGGUCGCUCAUCUGGGCCGCCGCCUUCCACUUUGUCGUGGCCAUCUUCAACGUGUGCGACUUUACGCGCUUCAUCACCGAUAUGACCUCCGAGACGUUCGGAUUCUAUGUGGGCGUCAUCUACAUCCAGAAGGGCAUCGAGCUGCUCAUCGAAGAGUUCGAACCGGCCCCGCUCGACAAUGCCACCGGUUGGCUCUCGGUCACCAUCGCCAUCCUGUUUACCGUGUCGGUUUACCUCGUGGCAAAGGUCGGCAAUACGUCCUAUCUGCCAUUCAGGGCGCGCAACUUCAUCGCCGGCUACGCCUUCGCCGCAGGAUGCAUCUUUUGGACGGGAUUCAGCCACUUCCCCAAGAACUCGCUCAAGCUCGUGCCUGUGGAAAGGCUGCCGAUCACCAAGGCCUUCUUCCCCACGUUGGACCGUCCGUGGUUCAUCGACUUUUGGAACAUCGAGCUCAAAUACGUCUUCGUGGGUGCGCCGUUGGGCUUUCUCAUCAUGCUGCUCUUCUACUUUGACCACAACGUGAGCAGCGUCAUGGCGCAGGCGAGGAACUAUCCCGUGCGCAAACCCGCCGGAUUCCACUGGGACUUUUUCCUGCUCGGCAUCACCACGCUCGUUUCGGGCUUUCUCGGCUUGCCUGCGCCCAAUGGGUUGGUUCCGCAGGCACCCGUGCAUACCGAGACGCUCUCCGUGUACCAGCAGGUUGAGCGGCCCGAGGUGGACAAGCGCAUCGCGCGCGAGACGCUCUCGAAGCGCAAAUCAAAGAUGCGCACCGUCAAGCAGCACCACAUUGUCAACGCGCGCGUCGUCGAGGGCCGCAUCUCGCACCUUGUCAUCGGUCUGCUCACGCUCGGCACCAUGACGCGGCCGCUCCUCGUCGUGCUCGGCACCAUGCCCCGCGCCGUGUUUGCCGGCAUCUUUAUCCUCGUCGGAUGGGCGUCGAUCGAACGCAACAGCAUCACCAUGCGCACGCUCGCCAUCUUUAGGGAUCGUCGUCUGGCGCCCGCCGACGAGCCGCUCAACACGGUGCGCAGGAGCAAGAUCGCCCUGUUCGUCGGAAUCCAGUGGCUGUUCGCCGCCAUGACCAUCGCCAUCUCGGCCACGAUUGCAGGCAUCGGCUUCCCCGUCAUCAUCACGCUCCUCAUCCCCGUGCGCUACUUCCUCGUGCCCAAGUGGUUCAGCCCGCUCGAGCUCAAGAUCCUCGAUGCACCUACCGCAGAUGCAGACGGUGUGCUCGCUUCGCUUGGCCACGAACCCGAGCGCGUCACGGGUCGCGGCGUUGAAAUUGCACUCGACACAAAGAUCGCCGGCACUCUGUACCACAAGAAGUCGCUCGACGACGAGUCGGACGAUGACGAGGGCGAGCCGGGGGGCGAGAAGUCGGCGGCGCAGUACCAUGCGGACGAGACCAAGCACAGCCGAUCGCACAACGACGAAGAGGCCCGUGGCGCCGAAGACACGUCCGACGACGAGGGCGAUGCGGAGAGCGCAUCGUCCGAGGCCCGUGAGGCCACGCGCACUGUUGCGGGGCUCGGAGGCCAUCAGACGGCGGAUCCCGAGCGCCAUGUGGCCGCGGCUUCGGGCGCAGGCAUUAUCGCAUCGGGUCUCGGAUCGGGCGCAGAAGCUGCAGCCGAAGAUGACCGACGCGAAGAGGAGGAAGAGCUUGCAGAGGUUGAGGAUGAAGAAGCGGCAGAGAAGCCGCACGAGUCCAACGCAGCCAGCUCGAUUCCAGCCGCUGCCGCCGUCCCCGCCGUUCAAGAACCGGUAGAGCAACCCAGCACCACGGCAGCGGCUGGAUCGCGCUUCGUUGAGCAGGUGCCCGCUGCCAGUACCUCCGAGGUCGCCACGGAAGCGAAGUCGCCCCGCAAGCGUCGCUUUGUUUCGGUCGAGAACCCACCGCGCGGCGCAGGUUCUCCCCCUCCCCCCGUGCAGUGGCGCGGCUUGCCUGAGCACUCCGAGUCCCAGCAGUAG
Moesziomyces antarcticus is the source of this 2658-nucleotide messenger RNA. Its product is annotated as anion exchange family protein. The record is from RefSeq and is a predicted model, not a curated record. The coding region runs from base 1 to 2658 and encodes 885 amino acids. Gene Ontology annotation, molecular function: solute:inorganic anion antiporter activity. Gene Ontology annotation, biological process: monoatomic anion transport; borate transport; monoatomic ion homeostasis. The transcript has a single exon. Lineage: Eukaryota; Fungi; Basidiomycota; Ustilaginomycetes; Ustilaginales; Ustilaginaceae. Gene Ontology annotation, cellular component: plasma membrane.